AUGUCAACUCUGACAAAAUUGUCGUUCCUGAUCUGGGAUGGUCUUCCUUUUACUAUAGCAAAGUCAAAAGGUCAAACCCAUUGGGGAUCGGAGAGUAUAUAUGUUACUGUGGUUAAUCUUUACAAGACAUUACUGCGGUUCGUUAUCUAUGAAGUAUCUUUGACAUACAGAACUGCUGCGUUUGCAUCUAUACAAUUCUAUUAUCAAUCCAUCCAAAAUAUUACUUCAAUGAUUUCAUCCAUUGUCAAACAUGACGCAUCUACCCUUCCCACCACCGCAUCCAUUGUCAAAAAAAUUUUUCCUAUCGUUCCUUCCAUUUUAUCACCGAUUUUCACUUUUUCUCUGCUGAUUGCUGCCAUCUCAAGAUCAUUACCAAACAUAUCGCAAUUGUUGUCUACUAAUUGCAUGCAAAGUCUGUCAGCCAAACUUGUGACGUUUUUAACCAGUAUGCAGUCACAGUUCAAUGCACUUAACGAAUGUAUAACACAUUUGGAAUCUCUUGCUGCUGAAAAUUUCCAAUUGCAUGCUCAAUUAGCUAAUGUCCAGCAGGAGAAUGCCGAUCUCAGAUCUCAAUUAUUACAAAACAAUGUGACUGGUUCUGUUUCCAGCUCUGCUUCUCUUCCUGCACCCCAGUCAACUGCAGAUCUUGGAACUGCUGCCUCCACUUGGGCUACCAAAACAAGCUUGAUUCUGCCAGCCAAGACAUCUCAAGUUCCUUCUGCCUGCCAGAUUGCUACAUCUCAAAGACUGUUCUCUGACAAAACUGGUUCUAAUGGUUUUGAAUAUGUUUAUAUUCCUUGCUCACAUCGUAUUAUGCACAGUGAAGUGUGCCGCUCUCUCCGCAUUCUUGUUGUUGAUACUGGUUGCUUGUUAGAUAUUAAUUUUCCUGCUUGUGAGGUGAUUGGCGUUCUUGUCCAUAUGCAGUAUCUUGAGGAAUUUAAGUCCCAAUUAGUUAGCGCUAAGAUCUCUCUUGUCAACAACUUUGAUACACUUGAUUCUAAAAAUGUUGCUGAUCUCAAGUUUGCCAACUUGUCUGUCUCUGGUCUUGAAACCCAGGCUUUGAUUCUCCAAAAUGCCCGCUGUCUCCAAGCUCGCAAGUUUUUGCAUUCUCACUUGGUCCUGCCAGUUGCACACUUCUUUGUCCAGUCAGGAUGGAUUGGACUUGAGGAAAUUCCUGUCCGACUAGUAGCUGAGCACUUUGGUGAUGCUCCAAACAAAAAAUGUGCCCUUGAUGCUCUCACUGCUAUGAUUGAAUGA
Phycomyces blakesleeanus NRRL 1555(-) is the source of this 1257-nucleotide messenger RNA. RefSeq lists its product as hypothetical. The transcript has 3 exons. Lineage: Eukaryota; Fungi; Mucoromycota; Mucoromycetes; Mucorales; Phycomycetaceae. The coding region runs from base 1 to 1257 and encodes 418 amino acids. The record is from RefSeq and is a predicted model, not a curated record.